CCGCCUUUCACACAACCUGACCCAUCACUUCCUGCGUCGCCCGGAAAGCUGUCAGGAGGUAGUGCGAUUUGCCGGCACAUUGUGCGAGAAGGAUUUGACACUGAGCUGUUGUACCUGAGAGAAAGAGAUUGUACAAUGAGCGCUGGUUUAAGCUUAGAGAAAACAUCAUCUUUCAAGGAAAAACUGAAAUCUGAACCCCAGUUCUUGCUGGCCCAAAAUGUGGCAACAUGUAUCGAUCCACUUGAAGUUUGUCUGCAGAGGCAGACUGUACAGGAUACGGCACAUGUUUUCCAGCACACCAUCCCAGCAGAGGGUAAACCAGUUACGAACCAAAAGAACUCUGGAAGAUGCUGGAUUUUUUCCUGUUUGAAUGUAAUGAGACUUCCUUUUAUGAAAAAGCUAAACAUUGAAGAAUUCGAAUUCAGCCAGUCGUACCUGUUUUUCUGGGACAAGGUGGAGCGCUGUUAUUAUUUCCUUAAUGCUUUUGUUGAGACAGUGCGUAUGAAUGAAACUAUUGAUGGAAGACUUAUGCAGUUCCUCCUAUCCAAUCCUUGCAAUGAUGGAGGGCAGUGGGACAUGCUAGUAAAUCUGAUUGAAAAAUAUGGUGUAAUACCUAAGAAAUGUUUCCCCGAAUCACACACUGCAGAAGCUACUCGAAGAAUGAAUGACAUUCUCAACCACAAGAUGAGAGAAUACUGUCUGCGUCUAAGAAACAUGGUUACAAGUUCCUGUACAAAGGAGGAAAUUGCCACAGCUUUGGACACUAUGAUAGAGGAGGUGUACAGAGUGGUCAGUAUAUGCUUGGGGAGCCCUCCUGAUACUAUAACUUGGGAGUUCCGAGACAAGGAGAAAAACUUUUGCAAGAUUGGACCUAUAACACCCCAGGAUUUUUACAAGAGCCAUGUUAAACCUAUUUUCAAUGUGGAAGAUAAGAUAUGCCUUGUAAAUGAUCCUAGACCACAGAACAAAUAUGGAAAAUUAUACACUGUGCAGUUCCUGGGGAAUAUGGUGGGGGGCCGCAGAACUUUGUACAAUAACCAGCCUAUUGACAUCUUAAAAAAACUGGCUGCGCUGUCUAUUAAAGAUGGAGAGGCAGUGUGGUUCGGCUGUGAUGUUGGAAAACAUUUCCAUGGCAAGUUGGGCAUCAAUGACUUGAAUAUAUUCGACCAUGAGCUGGUGUUCGGCUUGUCUGUAAAGAACUUGAACAAAGCAGAGCGGCUAAUAUAUGGAGACUCAUUAAUGACCCAUGCCAUGGCCCUUACAGCUGUCACAGAGAAGUUCGAUCAAGAUGGAGAAUUUGUGAAAUGGCGAGUGGAAAACUCAUGGGGAGAUGAUCGUGGAAAUAAAGGUUACCUGAUCAUGACAGAUGACUGGUUCAGUGAGUAUGUCUAUGAAGUAGUUGUUGACAAGAAGCAUGUUCCUGAAGAUGUUCUGGAGGUGCUGAAGCAAGACCCUGUUGUCCUGCCUGCCUGGGAUCCUAUGGGGGCUUUAGCUUAGUGACCAAGUCCUCAGCAUUCAUUCCCAAUGUGCUCACUCCACCUUCAAGACUAUCAUUUUAUUACCCUCUUCCUGAAUUGGUGUAGUCCUGGGGAAAAUACACUGUAAGAAAAGCUUCAUGUCUUCAUGCAUGAGAGAAAGAAGAGAUUGCCCUUGGAUGCAAACUUUUCAUUCCACCUUGAAUCCACCACUCAGGAAGGGUGUUUCUUCAUCCGGAUCAUCGUAAUUUACAGAGGAAAUUCUCUAGCUCACACAUGCUUUAACCUUCAUGAGCAAAAUUUUAAAAACAUUUUUACAAUCCUUUUUUUUUUUCUGUCAAAAGCUACAAAUUUUAUGAUCAUCCGUGUACUGUAAACUGCUUUUACGUAAGAUAUUGAGAGAACUCUUAGGCCAUAAUAUCACACACCUGAAUACCAAUUUACAGAAAUUGGUUUUAUUUUGGUCUUAAUGCUGGAAGCAAGCAAAUUCUCGCCUUUUGAUUGGCCAAACAUGCCGAGUCUUAUAUUAUUGGGAGUAAAAGUUGUUGGGUUUUUUUUUUUUUUUUGUCUAUUUUUAACUUUAUAGUUAAACAGGCAUGCCUAGGUACAAAUCAUCUGCUUAAUUAAUUCUACCUUACUGAGGUUUUUUUUUAAGUUUAAUAUAGGAGCUGCGAUUAUUUGAUAGGAAAAUGUGCCCAAUGUAGUUUUGGCUCAAUUGGUCAUAACGUUUAGAGUCAGCCUUGGAAGAUUUUCUCAUUUUAAUAUCAAUUACUUCUUGUUUGUUAAAUAAGUUAACAUUAACUUUUCUUUUGGGGGAUCAAUUACAAAUUUAUGGGUAUCGGGACAAUGAUCACUGUAACUAAUCAACUGAAGCAAAAAAGUACUUUACUGAGGUUUUUUUAAGUUUAAUAUAGUAACCGUGAUUAGUUGAAAUGUACCCAAUACCUCAGCAGAAUUUUAUCUUCCCAUAUAUUUUACAAGAAAUAGACAAAAUUAUUAGUAUAGUUUACAUUUAUCAUUUGGUUUGGAGGUGUCCUGUUUUCUGCCUCAUGGGAGAUUAGAAGUUACCAUAAACUAAAGCAAUAGCACAAUUUUAAUAUGCUGAACCUGUUAUAUUCCUUCCAGAUACUUGGUCAGAUCACAGUAGUGGUUACCUAUGGCACAUAUGAAAACAUGAAUGUGCAGUAGACAUGUUGUGAUGAUGUUCAGCAAGAGCUCAAUAUAGCUGAAGAGAGAUGAUGUGAGGUUUGAACAAAUAUGAUGCAUAGGAACAGGUCUGAGGUUUGUUGCCUAGACCCUGAAGCCUCUGAAAAGAAUGAUGUGACCUAGAUCCCACAAUGAAUCUUAUCCUUAUUCCUAAUAAUGGUAUGUCCUUUCUAGUCUGCAGUCUAUUGUUUCUCAAACUGUAUUGCCUUAGAACAGUGAUUCCCAACCACUGGCUCGUGAGCAACAUGUUGCUCUCCAACCCAUUGGAUGUUGCUCCCAGUGGCCUCAAAGCAAGUGCUUAUUUUGAAUUCCAGGUUUGGAGACAAGGUUUGGUUGCAUAAAAAAAACAGAUUUAUGACCAAACAGAGCCUUCUGUAGGCUGCCAGUCCACAUAGGGCUACUAAAUAGCCAAUUAUAUCCUUUAUUUGGCAUUGGCAGCAACUUUUUUUACAUUGCUUGUGUUGCUCCCCUACUCUUUUUACAUUUGAAUGUGGCUCACAGGUAAAAAAGGUUGGGGAUUCCUGCCUUAGAGCAUACCUGUUUGUGAAGCCCUUAUUUUCUAUGUUUCAUUUGACUUUUUCAUUCUUUACAUCUGAGUUGACCCUGAUAUUAUACAUCCAAGGUUUAUGGACCGGCAGCUUCCAAACUCUAGAUUAUAAUGGCUCAUCAGACAAAUAUACACUUAGGGGUUUCCAAGUCCAUCUUGUACAGGUAUAUGUUUAUUCUUUAUAACUGGGUUGACUCUGGUACUAAAUAAAAAAGCUUCACGAAGCAGCAAAUUCCAACCUCGGGUAUAAUAACCUUCAUACAGCCUGGACAUUAGUAGUUUUGGCUCAAUUGCUCAUAAAACUUAGAAGCCUUGGAAGAUUUUCUCAUUUUAAUAUCAAUUACUUCUUGUUUGUUAAAUAAUUUGAUUGUUACUACAUUCAUUUUUCUCUUGCGGAUGAACUACAGGUUUAUGGGAAUCAGGUAAAUGAUCACUGUAACUAAUCAACUAAAGCAAAAAUGUUUUCCUUACAUCUCAGUGUGUUCCCUUCACUGAUUCACUUCCAUCAUGUCACACAAUCACUAAAACGAUUCGUAAAUGACCAGAGCCUGAUUUAUCAAACAUUUGGAAUGGGGGAUCACGCUCAGCAGUAUGUUCUGCUUCCCGAUCUCCCCGAUGCUGAAAAAUACCUUUAGCUCUAUAGUAUCAAAGAAGACGAACAAGUAGACUCCAGAAAGGUUAAUGAGCUUAUCCAUUUGCAGUUGUUUUAUGUUUCCAUUCUUAUGCUGGUUUCUUGCAUUCAUAUUUCUCUGACUUGAUGGUGCUUUGAGAUUUUUAAUAAAAAAAAGAAUAA
Xenopus laevis (African clawed frog) is the source of this 4021-nucleotide messenger RNA. RefSeq names its product bleomycin hydrolase L homeolog (gene blmh.L). The record is from RefSeq and is a predicted model, not a curated record. The transcript is spliced from 12 exons. Gene Ontology annotation, molecular function: cysteine-type endopeptidase activity; peptidase activity; cysteine-type aminopeptidase activity. Gene Ontology annotation, biological process: response to toxic substance; proteolysis; L-homocysteine catabolic process. The coding region runs from base 136 to 1497 and encodes 453 amino acids. NCBI's taxonomy places the organism in Eukaryota, Metazoa, Chordata, Amphibia, Anura, Pipidae. Gene Ontology annotation, cellular component: cytoplasm.